This is a messenger RNA of Cuscuta epithymum, 1641 nucleotides long. The record is from the annotation of a GenBank genome assembly. Lineage: Eukaryota; Viridiplantae; Streptophyta; Magnoliopsida; Solanales; Convolvulaceae.
AUCUGAGCAAGUUAGUAUCCUUCUCUCAAUCUCUUUCAGUUCUUCUUUGGAAACAUGAGUGCAUAGAUACAUUUUCGUCGUUGAUUUUCACAUGUUUUCCAUCUUCUCUGAUUAUCUGGUCUAUUCAGUUUCAUGAUUUUUGAACUUCUUGACCUUUUCCCAAGUUGAUAUUUUAUUGGUUUCUUUUUAUUUCUAAUGUUACUCUUUAGAACUUCAUCUCAUAGAUCAAUCUUUGACUACGAUUUUUUUUAAAAAUGUGCUCGAUCGUAUUACAGGUAUUUGAUAUCUUUAAGUAAACACCAUUUCCUUAGUUAGCGUAUUUGUUUCAUUUUCAAUCCAUAUUAAAUGUGCUCAGUAUUAUAAUGGCAGGGUAGAACCAUGAGUGGGUAUGCUAGAUGCAAUCAUUAAACCAAAUGAUUGAAAGAAUCAGGGAAUUGUGAGACCUCCCAUGGGAUGGUCAAACCCAAAGUCUUCCUCUGCCUUUUAUUGAUCAGGAGAGUUUAGAUUCCAUUUCGUUUUUACUCAACUGUGUGUUUCAGAUCACCGAGGGUCAUUGUUUUAUUUAUGAGAAUAAAUAGCUUUGUCAUAAUAUAUGAACACUUAUAUCGUUUUUAUAAUCCAGCUUUCUUAUAUGGUGGUGGACUUGCUGAUAUGGUGGGGCAUAAGAAGUUAUAUUAAUGAUCUCAGGAAAAAGAAGCUUAGUCUUCCCCCAAUUACAUAUUUCAGUACAUACCGUGGUUCCAUGGAGGUACGGUUGCUCUCUGUCUUGCUAUAUAAAAAAGGAGGACUCUAGGUGUUCGUGAAUUUGCCUCACUGAGUUUUUUCUUUGUGAUGGUAUUCCUGUCCAAUUUCUGCUUUUCGUCGCAGUGAUAUUGCUCCUCAACUUGGUGACUUGGUGAUGUAGUUCGCCCUUCAAGUUGUAAAUCACAGAAUAUAUGAAAAUAGAGGAGAGGACCGACGGCCUAUUUUUUAUCUUAAUGGGGUGGACUCUUGCUCUUUAUUGUUAUCCACCUAUUUAUGGCCGAGGUAGAGCACUAUUGUUCACCAUUUCCUCAUGCGAUGACGAGAAGCUGCCAGGCGGAACCAAUACGUAUGAAAUGCAUAAUGUUGCCUGCAGUGAUGCUCUUAUGAAAGGCUGCAGUGCUUUGAGCACUAUGACAUGCUUCUUGACAUUCAAAAUCUUUUUGAGUAGUCAAGGGGGGCCUGUUUGGUCUAUCAAAGAUAACAUUGGGAGCUGCUUUGAACAAAAUCAGACGAAAUAGCAAAUGGGAGCAACAACCUUUAACUCAAUAUCAGCUAGAGUAUGCUGCACUGGAUGUUGCCAUCCUCCAUAUAUUUCGUCAUGUUCGUGGUCACACAUAGCCUGCUGCUGGGGUUUCCUCUGAUGGGCAUAACAAAAUUGAGUGGAAAUCUCACGUUACAUCACGCAUUGAUAGACCAAGAAAGUCAAAGGGCAAGAAGAGUAGGUUUGGCAAAGACCCGGUCAGUCGGAUUGCGAGUGAUUGCAACAUGGCAUGAAACUUGUGUGAAGUAAGUAGCUUCACUUUAGUACGAUUCUUCGGUAAACUUUUCAUAUUUUCUAAAUAAUGUAUUUAUGCAAUUAGCUUUCCCACUUUGAGUUCACUGAAUACACAUUUGAAC